GUAGAAUGGUGUUGUCCACGUGCACUUCCGAGGCGCUGAAGUAGUUGUCGCUGGAACCUCGGCCUGCGUUGGCCGUCGUUUCAUUUCCCCUCAGCACUGUAUUUCCUUGGUCGCGGGGCCCUUUCUCCUCACGGAGAGGGCGCGUGCCCCUCGCUCGACGGCUGCUGGGAUGGGCGAGGCCUUGGGCGCGGGACGGAGGGUUUGUAGGUCAUCAUAAGCCGAGGCUCUUCCUUGGAGUGAGAUGGAAGCCAUUAGAGAGUUUUGAACAGAGGAAUGGGCAUGACCUGACUUGAACAGGACCCCUCUUGUUGCUGCACAGAAAAUGGAUUGCAGGGUGGCAGGGGCAGAAGCAUUGAUUCGACUGAAGAGGCUAUUGCAGAAAUCCAGGCAAGAGAUGAGGCUGUGUGAUAAGAGCAGGGUGGUGUGAAAAGGAUUGAAUUCUGGGUAUAUUCCACAAGUAGAGCCAAUAGGGUUUCCUGACAAACUGGAUGUAGGAUGGGAAAGAGAGAGAGAAGUCAAGAAUGACCCUGCAUAUCUUGGAGAAUGGAACUGACAUUAAUUGAGGUGAGGAAGACUGUAGGAUGAUUUGUUUUAGGAGCAACGUGAGUAGCCCAGUUUAGACAUGUCACGUGUAGAUGCCAAGCAGGCAACUGGAUAUUUGGGUCUAGAGUUAGAGGCAAAGUCAAGGCUGCAGAUAUAAAUUUAGAAGUCAUCAGCAUUUGGAUGGAUUUAAACCCAAAAGACUGAGUGAGAUCACCUACAGAGUGAGUGUCGCUGGAAAAGAGAAGAGUCCACAGACAGAGCCCUGGAGCACUUUAGUAUUUAGAGGUUGGGGAGAGGAGGAGGAAUCAGCAAAAAAGACCGAGAAGGAACUUCUAGAAAGGAAGGAGGAAAAGUAGUCCAGCACGAUGUUCUGAAAGCCCAAGAGAAGAAAGAUUUUCAAGGAUGACAGGUAACUCGACAUUUUUGUAUUAUGCAUAACAUUUCCCCCAUUUGUUUCCCAACUAGUGGUGAUCCCUCCUCUUCAGGAAAAAUGACAAUGUUCAGGAACUUAAAACUUCUUCUCUGGAAGAAUUUCAUUUUGAAGAAACGCAAGACUCUGAUAACAGUCCUUGAAAUCUUGACGCCGUUACUGUUUUCUACAAUUGUAAUGUAUCUUCGUUUCAGUAGUUUGCCAAGAAAAAGACCUCCUACCAACUACCAUGCAAUUGAUGUCAGCUUAUUGCCAGAAUUCUUCUAUCAUUUUCCUCUGAAAAAUAAAUUUCAACUAAUUUAUAUCCCUUCCAAAAGUGAAACUUCAAAGAAUAUCACUGAGAUGGUGGAAAAAACCUUUGAUGUUGAGUUUGAAGUUCUAGGCUAUUCUUCAGUGCCUUCAUUUGAAAGUUACAUAAUUCAGGAUCCCAAAGCUUUCUAUGUAUUGACUGGAAUUGUUUUUGAUCAUAGUUUCAAUGACAGCAAGGAACCCUUGCCACUUGAGGUUAAGUAUCACUUGCGCUUCAGUAGCAUUCAGAGGAAUUAUUUAUUCUCGAGGCUAAUAUACCACCAAGAUGAUGUAGAAGGCUGGAGCACAUCCUUACUUUAUCCUCCUAAUCCAAGCCAAGAACCCCGGAACUUUGCAUAUUCUGAUGGGGGAUCUCCUGGAUACAACAAAGAAGGCUUCCUGGCCAUACAACAUGCUGUGGAUAAAGCCAUCAUGCAGUACCAUGCUCAUAACGAGACAACCAAGAUGUUUGAGAAUCUCCAUGUGCUUGUGAAGAGAUUCCCAUAUGGAGCCCAUGUCCAGGACAACUUCUCCCUGGUCCUUCAGAAUGAGUUCCCUCUUCUCCUCCUGCUCAGCUUCAUCUGCAUCGAGCUCAUCAUCAUCAAUUCCAUUGCUCUGGAGAAAGAGAGAAAACUGAAGGAGUAUAUGUGUAUGAUGGGACUGGACAACUGGCAACACUGGGUUGCUUGGUUCAUCAUGUUCUUCAUUUCUGCCUUCAUUGUUGUUUCUUUCAUGACCAUUCUCUUCUGCACAGAGGUAAACAAUGUGGCAGUGUUCAGGAACAGUGACCCUAGUUUGAUAUUUGUUUUUCUAAUGUGCUUUGCCAUUGCCACAAUUUUCUUUGCAUUCAUGAUCAGCACAUUCUUCCAAAAAGCCCACAUUGCAACUGCAUCAGGAAGCAUCAUCUUCUUCUUCACCUACCUCCCAUACCUGUACCUCACUUUCAGCUACACCCAGAGGAGCCACUUCCAAAAGAUUGCCUUUUGUCUCCUCUCGAAUGUUGCCAUGGCACUGGGAAUCCGAUUAAUCUCCAUAUUUGAGACAAAAGGCACAGGCAUGCAAUGGAGGAACAUGGGCAGUGUAAGUGGAAAGUUUAACUUCACUCAGGUGCUGCUGAUGCUACUGCUGGACUCUUUCUUAUAUGGCUUGUUGGCCUGGUACGUGGAGUCUGUCUUCCCAGGGCAGUAUGGUACACCCAAGCCUUGGUACUUCUUUGUCAUGCCUUCCUACUGGCAUGGACAAUCUAAACCUCUUACACAGUCAGUACCAGACGUGGGGAAUCCUGAGAAGGCUCUGAAAAGCAAGUUCAUUCAGGAAGAACCUACCAAUUUGAUGAAAGGAAUUGAAAUCCAACAUCUAUGCAAGGUGUUUUACACGGGAAGGAAUGAACACAUAGCAGUCAAAGGUCUGACCAUGAAUCUGUACCAGGGGCAGAUCACUGUUCUUCUGGGACACAACGGAGCAGGCAAAACCACCACCUGCUGCAUGCUCACAGGUCUUAUUCCCCCUUCAAGUGGACAGGCAUAUAUCAACAGAUAUGAAAUUUCAAAAGACAUGGUACAAAUCCGGAAGAGCAUGGGCUGGUGCCCCCAACAUGAUAUCCUGUUUGAUAACUUGACAAUAUCAGAACAUCUUUAUUUCUAUGCUCAGCUGAAAGGAUUAUCACACCAAAAGUGCCCUGAAGAAGUCAAAAGGAUGCUGCACAUCCUCAGUCUGGAGGACAAGCAGAACUCCCAAUGCAGGUUCCUGAGCGGGGGCAUGAAGCGCAAGCUCUCCAUCGGCAUUGCCCUCAUAGCGGGCUCGAAGGUGCUGAUGCUGGAUGAGCCCACCUCAGGCAUGGACGCCAUCUCCAGGAGGGCCAUCUGGGACCUUCUUCAGCAGCAGAAAAGUGACCGCACCAUCCUGCUGACCACCCACUUCAUGGACGAGGCCGACCUGCUGGGGGACCGCAUCGCCAUCAUGGCCAAGGGGGAGCUGCAGUGCUGCGGGUCAUCGCUGUUCCUCAAACAGAAAUAUGGUGCAGGAUAUUAUAUGACUUUAGUGAAAAAACCUCAUUCUAACACGGAGAAGAUUUCUCAUCUAAUUUAUCACCACAUACCAAAUGCAGUUUUGCAGUCCAGCACUGGAGAAGAAUUAACAUUUAUACUUCCUAAAGACAGUGUGCACAGGUUUGAAUCUCUAUUUACUGACUUGGAACUGAGGCAGGUAGAGCUGGGUGUCGCCAGCUUUGGGGCCUCUGUCACCACUAUGGAAGAAGUUUUCAUUCGGGUUAGUAAGUUGGUAGAUUCCAGUACAGACAUCCAAGCCAUCAAGCUUUCCUCCAUCCAUUCUCACCCCGUGAUUAGCAGAGUUCCUGUUAACAGAAUUGAACAUCUUCAUUCAAGGAUCUUCUCAGUACGGUCUGGCCUGCCAAUCCAACCAAACACCGGGUUCAGUCUUCUCUGCCAACAGUUCUAUGCCAUGUUCCAGAAAAGGGUUAUAUAUUCUCGACGCAACUGGAUGUUGAUGCUGUCAAUACAGAUCCUGGUGCCUCUGGUGAUCAUUAUGUUCAGCCUCACAACCCUCAACUUCAAAACAAGAGUGGAAAAUGUCCCAUUGGAGCUGACCCUAAAAAUAUAUGGUCAAACUAUUGUUCCAUUUUUUAUUUCUCCAAAUUCCAGGCUGAGCCCUCGCCUUUCAGAACAUUUUACAGAUAUGCUUGUAGCUGAGAAACAGGUUCCUCUGGAGAUCUCGAGUUCAGUAGAGGCAUUCCUACUGAAAAAGGCAGAAGAGGAGCCUGAGGGCUUUGACCAGAACUACAUAGUGGCAGCUUCCUUUGAAGAUGUGGGCAACCAUACUAUAGUGACAGCACUAUUCAACAACCAGGCAUACCACUCCCCUGCCCUGGCGCUGGCACUGGUGGACAAUGUUCUCUUCAAGUUGCUUUCUGGUGCCAAGGCUUCAAUUGUGGUAUUCAACAACCCUCAACCUCAGUCAAUCAUGGAGACCUCAGAGAAUAUCUUGUACCAAGGCCUUAAAGGACAUUAUCUUGUUAUCAACUUGCUUUUUGGAAUAGCUUUCUUGUCUAGUUCUUUUUCCAUCUUGACAGUCAAAGAGAGAUCCAUCAAGGCCAAGCACGUCCAGUUUGUCAGUGGAGUUUAUGUGGCUACUUUCUGGCUCUCUGCUCUGCUGUGGGACCUCAUCUCCUUCCUUGUCCCCACUCUGCUGCUGUUGGUGGUAUUUCUGUGCUACAGAGAAGAAGCUUUUACACACCAGGAAAACGUCCUGGCUGUUGUUCUUAUGCUGAUGCUCUAUGGCUGGGCUAUCAUCCCCUUCAUCUACCUGACCAGCUUCUGCUUUGACAGCGCAGGUGGCGCUUGUGUUAAGCUCAUUAUAACACUCACCUUCUUGAGCACUGGCCCUCUUAUUCUCGUCUCAGUCACAAGUGAAAAAGAUCUAGGCUACACAACGGUCUCAGAGUCCUUGGAUCACACAUUCCUACUGUUUCCAGGCCACUGCCUGGGGAUGGCUUUCUCCAACUUAUAUUACAACUUUGAACUACGGAGGUUUUGCAAUACCAAGAACCUGAACCAGUCUGAGUGCAAUCAAGUUUCAGAAGGAUAUACAGUCCAGAAGAACAUCUACGCCUGGGAGUCUCUGGGGAUAGGGAAGUAUCUGACAGCCCUCGCCAUCUUGGGACCUGUGCACAUUAUCCUACUUUUCCUCGUUGAAACCAAUGUCUUGUGGGAACUGAAAGCCAGGUUUUCUGGCUUCUACAAGAAGCAAAAAUUGAUAGUGUUGCACAGCGAAGUGUUGGUGCCUGCAGACCAAGAUGUGGAAGAGGAGGCGAAAAUGAUUGAGACUUAUUUGGAAACGUUGUGUGAGAAGAACCCACUGGUUCUUAAAGAAGUGUCAAAGGUCUAUGUCAAGAAGGUGCCCCCACUGGCUGUGAACAAGAUAUCCUUCACUGUUCAAGCAGAGGAAUGCUUUGGCCUUCUUGGCGUCAAUGGAGCUGGGAAAACUUCCAUUUUCAAAAUGCUGACCGGGGAAGAGCCCAUCACCUCUGGGAAUGCUUUUGUCAAGGGCCUCUGCCUCAGCUCUAACUUGGGGAAGGUGCGGCAGUGGAUCGGCUACUGCCCCCAGUUUGAUGCCCUGCUGGACCACAUGACGGGCCGGGAGACGCUGGUCAUGUACGCCCGGCUCCGGGGCAUCCCUGAGCGCCACAUCAGUGCCUGUGUGGACCAAACUCUUGAUGACUUACUGAUGUGCACGUACGCUGACAAGCUGGUGAAGACCUACAGCGGUGGCAACAAGCGGAAGCUGAGCACCGGCAUUGCCCUGCUUGGAGAGCCUGCAGUCAUCUUCCUGGACGAGCCAUCCACUGGCAUGGACCCCGUGGCCCGGCGCCUGCUCUGGGGCGCCGUGGCGAGAGCCCGCGAGUCCGGCAAGGCCAUCAUCAUUACCUCCCAUAGCAUGGAGGAAUGUGAGGCCCUGUGCACUCGGCUGGCCAUCAUGGUGCAGGGUCAGUUCAAGUGUCUGGGCAGCCCACAGCACCUCAAGAGCAAAUUUGGCAGCGGCUAUGCCCUGCGGGCCAAGGUCCAGAGCGACGGGCAGCAGGAGGCGCUGGAGGAAUUCAAGGCAUUCGUGGACCUGACCUUCCCAGGCAGUGUCCUGAAAGAUGAGCACCAAGGGAUGGUCCAUUACCACCUGCCCAGUGAUGACCUCAGCUGGGCGAAGGUGUUUGGCACUCUGGAGCAAGCCAAGAGGAAGUACAUGUUGGAUGACUACUCGGUCAACCAGAUCUCUUUAGAGGACAUCUUCUUGAGUUUUACCUGCCCUGUGUCUCCCACCCAAGGGGAAAACAAACAAGGGCAAACAGAGCCAGCAGGCCCCUCGUCACCCCCUCCCCCUCCUUCCCGGCCUCCCUCCCCACUUCCCUCAAAGACUGUCUUGCUGUAA
Molecule: messenger RNA, 6199 nt
Organism: Diceros bicornis minor
Lineage: Eukaryota; Metazoa; Chordata; Mammalia; Perissodactyla; Rhinocerotidae
Product: ATP-binding cassette sub-family A member 17-like
Biological process (GO): transmembrane transport; lipid transport
Cellular component (GO): intracellular membrane-bounded organelle; membrane
Molecular function (GO): ABC-type transporter activity; lipid carrier activity; ATP hydrolysis activity
Source: RefSeq, a predicted model, not a curated record